AUGGGUCAAUUAUGCAUGGCGAUGACGGCGUCGUCGAGAGACAAGGAGGAGCACAAAACACAUGAGAUGAAAGGCGAUCGUCCGGUAACCUGCUUCACUGGCCAUGCGACUCGGAGUACAGCGGUCCAAUGCGCCUACAUGAUGCCCACCUUGACGCGCUUGAUUGAGAAGAAGCCGACCCUCAAGAUUCUGGAUGUUGGAUGUGGCGCAGGCGCGAUUACCGUCGAUCUUGCACUGGAAGCUCCUGAAGGCCAAGUCGUUGGAAUUGAUUUGUCCGGGGCAGUUUUGGAGACURCAAAAGUGCACGCGCUAUACCACGGCGUGGAAAGUGUUACUUUUCUCCAGGGCGAUGUCCAUAAGCUUCCUUUCGCGAAUGGGACUUUUGAUCUGGUGCAUACCCAUCAAUCUAUGGCUCACUUCACAGACCACAAAGCUGCCAUCAAGGAGUUGCUCCGUGUCACAAGGAAGGGCGGCGUUGUGUGUAUGCGGGAGGGCGAUCUCAACACGGGAAAGUUUUGCUCGGAUGCGCCAUUGCUUGAGGAGUGCUUCAAGCUUAUCAUGGCAGUACAGAGAUUGAAUGGGGGUGAUACGGAUGCUGGCUCGAAACUCGUGGAGUGGAUGGUUGAGGCUGGGGUGCCGGCACGCAGCAUCACGGUCACUCAAAGUUCAUGCAGUUAUGAUACGCCCGAGGAGCGAAGGGACUAUGGAGGUCACUGGCCGGCGCGAUGUACUUAUGGGGUAUUUGCGGAUCUUGCAAUGAAGCUGGGUACCACGAGGGAGAGAUUGGACGAAUACGCGCUCGCUUGGAGGCAUUGGAUUGUCGGAGCUUAUGGCCCAUUUACAAUGAAUCAUAAUGAAGUCAUAGUCAGGCUUUGA
Ramularia collo-cygni is the source of this 876-nucleotide messenger RNA. Its product is annotated as related to ubiE/COQ5 methyltransferase. The record is from RefSeq and is a predicted model, not a curated record. The coding region runs from base 1 to 876 and encodes 291 amino acids. The transcript is spliced from 3 exons. Gene Ontology annotation, molecular function: methyltransferase activity. NCBI's taxonomy places the organism in Eukaryota, Fungi, Ascomycota, Dothideomycetes, Mycosphaerellales, Mycosphaerellaceae.